This is a messenger RNA of Vanrija pseudolonga, 1462 nucleotides long. RefSeq names its product Inositol phosphosphingolipids phospholipase C (gene css1). The record is from RefSeq and is a predicted model, not a curated record. Bases 31 to 1431 code for a protein of 466 amino acids. Gene Ontology annotation, molecular function: 5'-tyrosyl-DNA phosphodiesterase activity; single-stranded DNA binding. The transcript is spliced from 4 exons. Gene Ontology annotation, cellular component: cytoplasm; PML body. Lineage: Eukaryota; Fungi; Basidiomycota; Tremellomycetes; Trichosporonales; Trichosporonaceae. Gene Ontology annotation, biological process: double-strand break repair.
UCAUUGUCCCAACUUGCAACCACCCACACCAUGAGCGACAGUAAUAGCAGCGAGCUCAAGAUCCUCUCGCUCAACGUCUGGGGCCUGGCGUUCAUCUCCAAGCUCCGCGCGCCGCGCUUCGCCGCCAUCGCAAACUACCUCCGAGAGUCCGACUACGACGUCGUCUGCCUGCAGGAGAUAUGGAUCCACGAGGAGUUUGUGCAGUUCCGCGACGACGUGCAGGGGGUGUUACCGUACUCGCGGUUCUACCACACCGGCGCACUAGGCUCCGGCCUCGCCGUCUUCUCCCGCCUGCCCUUCCUCGAGGCGCACGCGCUGCCGUAUAACCUCUCCGGCCGGCCGAGCGAGGUGAUCGCGGGCGACUUUUUCGUCAACAAGGCGGCUGCACGCGCCGUGCUCGAUCACCCGACGCUCGGCCCAAUCGAGGUGUGGGACACACACAUGCACGCGGCGGGCGAGGGCGGGCCCGAGACGCGCCAGACGCACAGGAUUACGCAGGCGUGGCAGCUCGCCACGGAGGUGCGGGGGAGCGCGGCAAGGGGGCACUGGGUGUUUGUGAUGGGCGACUUCAACUCGCAGCCCUUUUCGCUGCCAAUCUCGCUGCUACGCACCUACGGCGGCCUGACCGACUCGUUCCUCGAGACCCACCCGCACGCCAACGACCCCGCCCCCGUCGGCCUGCAGGCUGCCCAGGCGCUCACGACGCUCGGGGUGACGUGCGACUCGCCGCUCAACUCGUGGUCGCACGGCAAGCCGAUCCCCGCGGGUAUCGCAGCGCAGGGCGGCAAGAGACUAGACUACAUCUUCUACCGCGGCCCCACCGGCGCUCACCGGGUCCACUGCGCCGAGUCGAAGGUUGUCCUCGACUCGCUCGUGCCGGGGGAGAACUUUUCCUACUCGGACCACUUUGGCCUGACGUCGACGUUCAAGAUUGACGCUGCGGCGCCAGAGGGCGAGGGGUCAGCAGGCCCGCGGGGGCAUGACGAGCCGAUGACCCCAAAGACGCACUACAGCGCCACGGCGCCGCUGCUCUCACUCGACGCGGAGGACUCGCACGUGCCCCCGUCCCCGACAUCAGCGUACGAGCUCGCGCGUGCCCACUCGUCUGGCGCGACGGCCAGCGCGAUCCGCGCGGCGGUCACCAACAUCAAGGCGUACACGCGCGAAGCAGCGAGCUACGGCACCAAGCUGACGCUGCUCGUGCCCCUCGCGAUAGUGAUCGCGCUCGGCCUCACGAUCGGCAGCGCGUGGCAGCCCAAGCCGUGGAUCCAGCCCAUCUUCACGCUCGUCGCAUUCGUCGUCGGCGCCGCCGGUGCAACGUUCCUCUACAUUGGCUGGCUGUGGACAAGGUGGGAGAGGGGGUAUCUCGACGAGUUUGUGUCCGAGAUGGAGCUUGAGCUGGCGGUGCUGCACCGCCGGGGCGAGGACUGAGCAGGUAGAUAUCUAGACUAUAAUGCAGGUG